Molecule: messenger RNA, 2178 nt
Organism: Copidosoma floridanum
Lineage: Eukaryota; Metazoa; Arthropoda; Insecta; Hymenoptera; Encyrtidae
Gene: nab
Product: NGFI-A-binding protein homolog
Biological process (GO): negative regulation of DNA-templated transcription
Cellular component (GO): nucleus
Molecular function (GO): transcription coregulator activity; transcription factor binding
Source: RefSeq, a predicted model, not a curated record
AUGCAGGAGGAGGCCAGCUGCGCUACUACGGCGCCUUCGCCCCAGCCGUCAGCCGCAACCACGACUACCUCCACCGCUGCGGCAGCCGUGCAGACGACAACCACGGCGACGACCGCAGCCUCGAACGUCGCGGCAGUUGACGUAUUCCCGAGUCCGCCCAGGAGUAGCCAGUCGAUCGUCUCGGCGCCCCAGCAGCAGACAGCCAGGAUCAUUGGUAGAAACGCCAACGGCACCGUGGUGCAAACGUCGGUGCCCCAAAACGAGGCUGAACUUCAGCUCUACCGAGUCAUGCAGCGGGCCUCCCUGCUCGGCUACUACGACACGCUUCUCGAAAUGGGAGGCGACGACGUGCAGCAGCUGUGCGACGCCGGUGAAGAGGAGUUCCUCGAGAUAAUGGCCCUCGUGGGCAUGGCCAGUAAACCCCUGCACGUGCGCAGGUUGCAAAAAGCUCUGCAGGAGUGGCUGACCAACCCCGCAAUGUUUCAGAGUCCCGUCCUGGUGCCACCGGGUUCCAGCGCCUCGAGCAACAGCCCCACGGUCGUGGCUAAAGCGACCCCGACUCUCGGCUUUCCCUGCAUCGGGGGCAGUUACGGUCCCAACGCGAGGCAACAGCAGCAGGUGAGCGUCCUCGGGAGUACCGCGGGCGGCAGUAUAAGCAGCGCCACGACGACCAACAAGCUGGUUCCGUCGCCCGCGUCGAGUCAAGCGGCUGCGGCCGUCCAACAGCUCCUCGGCCAAUUCACGAACGCGUCCAGCUGCUGCCCGCUGCAGAGGCACAAGAGCCUCAGUCCGCCCGUGCACCACGCGGCCGCCCUCAAUUACCCCGGAGGUUUGCCCCAGGCUGUCCCGACCGAGCUAGCUCCGAGUCCUGCCUCCUCCUUGGCGCAGCCGCUCUCCCACAGUCCCAGCGCACCACAAGCUGGAAUGAAUUACGAGUCGAGCUCCUGCGGUAGCCAGGGCACGAGCCCGAGCCCGGGGAGUAACUCGGCGUGCGGUACGGCGGCUCCCCCGAGUCCGACCCUCGGCUCGUUUCACACGACGCCCGUGCUGCUCGAGUGCCAGGUCCAGCGGUUGGCCGAGGCCGCCGAGAGGCUCGCCUCGACCCUGAGGCCCCUCAAUCCCAAGCCGCCCAGCACGGGCAUCAAAAAGAAGAUGUGCCGGAACCUCGAGAUGGUGAUGGCAAUGCCGGACAGCGAGCCACGUCGUAUGGAGGAGAUAAGGAAGUACGCGGCCAUUUACGGGCGAUUCGAUUGCAAGAGGAGACCGGAGAAGCCGCUCACUCUGCACGAGGUGUCGGUUAACGAGGCAGCCGCCCAAAUUUGCCGAUUCGUCCCUGCCCUACUCACGAGGAGGGACGAGCUGUUUCCGCUCGCGCGACGCGUCGUACGCGACUCUGGCCAUUAUUACACCAAAAAUUUGCUGUCCAGCACUUCUCUAAGAUCGUCUCGAGAGAACGGCGAUGGCGAUUUGUCGGGCGGCGACGAUUCGUCCUUGCCGGCCGGCGAAGAGGCCAACAAACGCCGAAGACUCAUCGAGGACGAUUCCAGUUUGGCUGCGGCCAACACCGGCGACCGAGACGGCUGUGUCGAGUCCAACCAGCAGCAGGCGGAAAUCACAAGAAUAAGGCUAUUUAAUUAUAGCCGAGCCGUAAACGCCGUUGAUUCGGAGGCUCAUUUGAUACAGCAGAUGCAGCAAAAUCGUCAUCGCAAACGACAGCGACGGCGUCGGAUUUCAAAACUUGGUCGCAAAUCAGUAUCGAGGCUCGGAAGCUUGACCAUCAGUCCAGUGUGGCAGUCUUGCAGUGACAACAGCAAUCUCGUUCUCGACGAAGUAGUCGGGGGACUCGAUCACCACUCGGAUGGUUGUUAUUCAUCCUUUGAUGACGAGUGGGACGACGGCUGUGGUGAUUUCGAUACCGACGAUGCUGCGGGAAAUGACACCGACGAGCACCCCUCGUCACAAAUCAUGCACGACCAACAAUCAAACGUGAUGCAAGAGAACGAUGCGUCGUCUAUUGUGGACAAGGAAAACGAUUUCAAUCUAAAGGUGAUAGCAUCUUGUGGAGAUAAUAUUAUAGCAGUUGCUAAUCCAGCUCUGAUGAACCACAACCUGCCGACAACGAUGACGAAAGAACAAUCGAUCAAAGAGGAAAUUAUACUGCGCGACAGAAGAGACUGA